Messenger RNA from Pistacia vera, 3368 nucleotides. RefSeq names its product disease resistance protein RPP2B-like. Gene Ontology annotation, biological process: defense response; signal transduction. The record is from RefSeq and is a predicted model, not a curated record. The transcript is spliced from 6 exons. Gene Ontology annotation, molecular function: ADP binding. Bases 224 to 3229 code for a protein of 1001 amino acids. Lineage: Eukaryota; Viridiplantae; Streptophyta; Magnoliopsida; Sapindales; Anacardiaceae.
UGUUUUGGUCAAUGUUAAUGAAACAUGUCAAAUGGAGCAUAUUUUGAGAUCCGACCAAUUCAAUCAUCUUAUCCAUUGGACAAAAACAGAGAAAUAACUCAAAAUUUGUACAAAAUUUCUUGUGAAGUUCAUCGAACUUGGAAUUUUGAAUUGGGUUCUUGAUAUCUUUUGCAUUACUUAUAUUUCAAGAGUUUGAGUCUUCCAUCAAGUGUUAAGUUUAUUAAUGGCUUCUUCUUCUUCUUCUUCAAGAGUUGAUCAAAAAUUUCAUGUUUUUCUUAGUUUUAGAGGGGAGGAUACACGUGAAAACUUUACAAGCCAUCUCUAUACAGCUUUGUGUAAAAAGAAAAUCAACACGUUUAUUGAUAGUCACGACCUGCAAAGGGGAGAUGAAAUUUCACAAGCACUUUUGAAUGCAAUUGAAGAAUCGAAGAUUGCGGUUAUUAUAUUCUCGAAAGGGUAUGCGACAUCUAGAUGGUGCCUUGAAGAACUUGCAAAAAUCAUUGACAUCAAGAAAGCGGGAGAUUUGGUCAUAUUGCCAGUUUUCUAUCAUGUGGAUCCAUCUGAUAUAAGAAACCAAAAAGAGUCAUUUGCAGAAGCAAUUGUGAGGCAUGAAAAAACACAGAGCUUAGAGAAGGUGAUUAGAUGGAGGAAUGCUUUGACAAAAACAUCUAAUCUAUCCGGAUUUGAUUCAAGUAACAUUAGGCCUGAAUCUGCAUUAAUAGAGGAAAUUGUCGAAAAUAUUGUGAAAAAACUGAAUCAAAUGUCCCUAAGUGACAACAAGGACCUCGUUGGAGUAAAAUCAAAAAUAGAGGAAAUUGAAUUGCUAUUGCGUCUUGAGUUACAAGAUGUUUCAAGUAAUGUAGGGAUUUGGGGAAUGGGUUGUAUAGGUAAGACAACUCUUGCUCGUGCAAUAUUCAACAAAAUCUCAAGUCAAUUUGACAUUGCCCAUUUCCAAGAUGAUGUCAGGGAAGAAUGUAAAAAGAAGAAUGGAUUAACUCAUUUGAUUCAACAAGUUCUUUUUGCAAUAUUAGAUGAUAAACAUGCCAAUAUAGAUUCCAUCUUCACAAAAAGUAGGCUUCACAGCAUGAAGAUUCUCAUUGUUUUUGAUGAUGUGACAUGUUCAGAGCAGAUAGAAAAGUUUACUGGAGAUUGUUUUGGUUUUGGAAGUCGUAUCAUUAUAACAUCAAGAGAUAAACAUGUGCUUAAAACUUGUGGAGUGAAUCAGGAUAGCAUAUACGAGGUUGAAGAGUUAUCAGAUGAUGAGGCUCUUGAACUUUUUUGUCGACAUGCCUUCAAACAAAAUCAACCCACUGCAGGUUACAUGGAGCUAUCUAAAUUGGCAUUAACAUUUGCUAAAGGCAUUCCAUUAGCUCUUAAAACUUUGGGUGGUUUGCUAUUUGACAAGACAAAUUCAGAAUGGGAAGAUGCAUUGAGUAAGAUUGAAAGAAUUUCGAAUCCAAAGAUCCAAGAUGUGCUGAAAAUAAGUUAUGAUGGACUAGAUGAUGAAGAAAAAAAAAUAUUUCUAGAUAUUGCAUGUUUCUUCAAUGGGGAUGAUAAGAAUUUUGUGAUGAAAAUCCUAGAUGAUAAUGGGUUUGCUGCAAAGAGUGGAGUCAAUGAUCUCAUCGAUAAAUCUCUCAUAACUAUAAGAAGGGUUAACUGGAGAAUGCAUGAUUAUCGGAUAAUAAUAAUUCAUGAUUUAUUACAAGAAAUGGGGAGGAAAAUUGUCUCUAAAGAAUCAAAAGAUGUUAGCAAGCGCAGUAGGUUAUGGCGUUGUGAAGAUAUCUAUCGUGUAUUGAAGACAAACAUGGGGACUGGAGCAAUUGAAUGCAUUCGUUUGGAAAUGUCAAAAGCAAAACCUUUCAAGUUACAUCCCCACGCUUUCUCAAACAUGCAUAACCUCAGAUUCUUGGAUUUUUAUUGCGAUAUUGGUUGCUCAUGCAACUUUUACAACUCACACUGUAAAGGUGGCUACAUAUGCAAAGAAGGGCAGAUUGAUAAUAAGGUUCAUCCUUCUGAAGAUCUUGAAUUUGUUCUUUUUGAACUAAGGUACUUCUGUUGGUAUGGAUAUCCGUUGCCAUCAUUGCCAUCAACUUUUGAUCUAGAGAAUCUUGUUUCACUUGUCAUGCCAUGUAGCAAGAUUAAAAUUUUGAAUUUUGUCCAGGAAUGUAACAAAUUGAAACACAUUAACCUCAGCAACUCAAAGCUCCUAACAAGAAUCACAGACCUCUCAAUGAUUCCAAAUAUUGAGAGUAUGAUUCUAGAAGGUUGUACAAGUUUGAUCGAGAUUUCUUCAUCUGAAAAAUAUCUUAAUAAGCUUGCUAUAAUCAAUCUUCGAGGUUGCAUAAGCCUUGAGAGUUUUCCUAGCACCAGUUGCUUGAACUCUCUUCAGAUUCUAGAUCUAUCUGUUUGUCAAAUCCCUAAGUCAUUGGAUAAUUUCAGCCAAUUAUCCAUUCUAAGAAAGUUAUAUCUUAGUGGAAACAAUUUUGAGUUCAUACCACCAAGCAACAAAGAGUUUUCUACUUUGGUUGAGUUGGACGUAAGCCAUUGCCAGAGGCUUCGAUCCUUGCCAAAGCUUCCAGGUCUUUCUAUGUUGAAUGCAGAGAAUUGCACGUCAUUAGAGGCAUUACAUAUUCCUUUGUUGAGGAGAACAAAGAUCAACCUUGCCAAUUGUUCCAAACUGGAUAGCAAUGCGCUCAAAGCCGACGUGGAAAAUGCUCUGAAAUUACAUGUUAAGAGGCAGAAGUAUUCAGGUGAAUCAAGUGCAUUCUAUAGUGGCUGUUUCCCUGGAAAUGAAAUUCCAAAUUGGUAUAGCUUUCAAAAUAUGGGAUCUUCUAUAACACUCGAGCUACUACCAGAUCUUGUGAACUACAAAUCAAUAUUAUUUGAUCUCUGCAUUGUUGUAAAAUGUCGAAUACGUCAUCCUGAAAUCAGCCCACCCAUUUGUUGUCUGGUAAAGAUGAACCGCUGCCAAUUUGGGAUGCGGAAGGAUUGUGAUUUCGACGGUCCCGGGCCAUGGCAUAAAGUUGGAGAUCGCUAUCCAACGUUAGAUCAUGUAUUCAUGGGCAGUGGUCGCAUCCUCAAAGAUUAUAACUGGAUUGGAGCAGGGAAUGACUCCCUUGCUUUGGAUUUUAAAUGUUUCUGUCUGUAUACAAAAUGCUAUUGCUGCGAGGUGAUAAAAUGUGGGGUUAAUUUAUUCUAUGAAAAGGCUGAGAAGGAAGAAUCCACUUAAGUUUCAGCACCAAAGAAGACGAGGAACAGGAGGUCGAAGAAAGUGAAAAUAUAACUAUAAUCUUAUUAUGUAAUUACUUUAUACAGAGUACGUAGAGUAGGAUUCCAAGCUUGGAUCCUAAUUAUUUUGUGAUAAAAUA